UUUGGGUUCCAUUUGCUUUCCAACGAAGGCAGAAAGAUCAACGGCAGCUAUCUUAGUGAUCAUAAAAGUGAUUCCCUUUCCACUCAACCCGCCAGCGACUGUUGCCUGCCGUUUUCAGCGAACAACCGCGACCACCAGCUCCCCGGACACGUCCAGACUCGACCAAGCCAUCGUCUUUGGCACACCGACCCGAGUCCACAAACCACAACAACAUCCCCUCUGUUUACAGUUCCACACAACCAAAUCGUCAAGAUGGGUGAAUCGCGGCAAGAGCUUGUGCAGUGGCUUAACAGCCUCCUGCAGCUCAACAUCACCAAGGUCGAGCAAUGUGGUACUGGCGCCGCCCUCUGCCAGGUCUACGACAGCAUCUUCCAAGAUGUCCCCAUGUCCCGAGUCAAGUUCAAUGCCAACACCGAAUAUGCAUACAUUCAGAAUUUCAAAGUCCUGCAAAACACUUUCACCCGGCAUCACAUCGACCGAUCGAUCCCCGUAGAGUCGCUCGUGAAGUGCAAGAUGCAGGACAAUCUUGAGUUCCUGCAGUGGACCAAAAAGUUCUGGGACCAAUACUAUCCCGGCGGUGACUACGAUGCCGUGGCCAGACGGAAGGGCGCCCCAACCGGACCUGCUGGAGGUGCGGCUCCCCGCGUGACGGCGUCUGCAGCGAGACGUCCGGGUGGGACCACUCCCACCACCGGCCCUCGAGUUGGGGCCAAGGCCGCUGCUCCCAGCGCCGCCUCUCUCGCCCUGCAACAGGAGAACACCACCCUUAAGGAGACCGUCGUCGGCCUUGAGAGGGAGCGUGAUUUCUACUUCAGCAAGCUCCGCGACAUUGAGCUCCUUGUCCAGCAAGCUGUGGAGGAGGACCCCGAGCUCGAGAAGCAAGAGGACGGCCUGGUCAAGCAGAUUCAGACCAUCCUGUACUCGACCGAGGAAGGCUUUGAGAUUCCCGAGACGGAGCAGCUUGACGACCAAGAGACAUUUUAAGGCAUGGAAUGCCACAGUAUUCUGAUUUGAUGAAGCUAUGGUUCGGGAAAUCCGACGCCGUUGCAGACGGAUACAAAACAAAUCAGGGGGAAGGCGUGGUGGCGGACAAAAGCAAAAGGAUUGAUGUUGGUGCGGAGUUGCCUUCUAUACCCCAAAAGCCCCUCAUGGGUGCUGCUUUGCCUACCCUACUUAGUCUUGUUGGCUCUCACCACGACGUACCGGGUGUGGGGGCGAGUUCUGAUAGACAACAAGCAUUUAUGACAUGGAAUUUGUAAUCAGCGAAGCUAAUACUUACUUUCUAUUGCGAGUGAUGGACAUUUGGAAGGAAUUGAAUAUCGAGGCACUGGUGUUGACGCCUGAAUGCGGGACUUGAGUGUGGGGGAGCGGGUAGCAGAAGAUAUGCAGGUCGAAAGAGUCAGAAACCUGAGUUGCGUAACCG
This is a messenger RNA of Podospora pseudocomata, 1423 nucleotides long. RefSeq names its product microtubule integrity protein mal3 (gene BIM1). Gene Ontology annotation, cellular component: microtubule plus-end; spindle midzone; cytoplasmic microtubule. Gene Ontology annotation, molecular function: microtubule plus-end binding. NCBI's taxonomy places the organism in Eukaryota, Fungi, Ascomycota, Sordariomycetes, Sordariales, Podosporaceae. The record is from RefSeq and is a predicted model, not a curated record. Gene Ontology annotation, biological process: protein localization to microtubule; spindle assembly; regulation of microtubule polymerization or depolymerization. The coding region runs from base 253 to 984 and encodes 243 amino acids. The transcript is spliced from 4 exons.